Molecule: messenger RNA, 3184 nt
Organism: Xiphias gladius (swordfish)
Lineage: Eukaryota; Metazoa; Chordata; Actinopteri; Istiophoriformes; Xiphiidae
Product: transmembrane protein 255B
Exons: 9
Coding region: 359-1297 (312 amino acids)
Source: RefSeq, a predicted model, not a curated record
AUUAAACCCAUGGCCUGACUUGAUUUAAAACUACAAUUUUAGUUAUUUGAAAAAAAAAGAAAAAGAAAAGAAAACAAAAACGCUUGCCCCUCUAUCUCUGAAACUGUCAGGAGUGCUUCGACAGCAGUAGAAAGGCACGUUCCCGACCGUGUUUGCCUGCAGCAGCGGCCGGAGAGUCUCGCACGCUGCACACUGUGCUGCGCUGAAGCAGACCUACGUCCACCCAGUAGAUGCCUGUGCUGCUCGGGACUUCAGGAAACUUUGAGAGAAGAUCUGCGGGCCUGCACCGUAACUAGCGGAUCGGGAAUCCCGAGCUCCCAGGGUGUUAAAACUUCCUUUUCAGAUACGUGGAUCUAUCAUGACUGCGAGGAUCCAGGGAGCAGUGGGCCGGGAAAAACCAGUGCCCAAGAGCCGAGCAGCAGAGAUGAUGGUGAGGGUCGGGAGAGCUCUGUGGCUGGUGCUGGGAAUGCUCGGUCUGUCCCUGUUGCUGGUGGUGCUGGGGGUCUACACAACUACCCGAACGGAGAGCCUGAACGUGACUGGCUACAGCUCUGGAGUUAUUCUCACCCUUGGAUCAUUCUUAGGACUUCUGGGACUUCGCCUGGAAGAGAACCGCAAGCAGCUGCUGACGGCUGCGAUUGUAUUCCUCAGCUUUGGGAUCAUCACCUGUUUUCUGUGCCUGGUGAUCGAUGGCGGCUGUAUUGUAUUAAACCUGGACAUGCGUCCACUGAGAGCAGAGAGAUGCCAGUAUUACAGCGGGGGCACCAGCUACUUCUAUGAGAAUUUCUACACAUCUGUGUCGUGCUGGAAUCUAAAGGAGUCUUGUAACAUGACAGUACGAAGUGGGACCUGCUACUGCUGCGACCUGUACGACUGCGCCAAUGGAGGCUACCUCAGCAACUACUACGAGUUUGUUGGAGUACGAAGCUGCAAGGAAGUUUUCACGCUUUACAUUUUGAUCUGGACCCUCACCGGCCUGAACCUCGUGGCCCUCUUCACAGGGAUUCUGACCACAGCGGUGCUCGGCAGCAUCAAGGACUGGAGGAGAAGCAGCCCUGUGACCGAGCCCUCUGAGAGCACAGCGUCUUCCCCUACAGCUCCUUUGCUGAUGGACGCCAACAGACACACAGUUCAGCAGCUCCACCCAGGAGCCUCCAUCUAUUUCCCUCCAGCAGAAAAGACAGCUGCCUCACAAAGUUUUCCCUCAUCGUCAAAUCCUCACCCAGAGUCCAAUCCUGCUCCCUUCGCCCCGUUGAGCAGCCUGCUGCCUUUCAGGGUCCACGGCCUCUCGGCCUGAGCUCCACCAGAAGCUUCUCACCAGAAAAUGACCGAAAAACACAUCCAGAUAGGGGUAAACAGAUGUUUUUAUUAUUAUUAUUUUUGUUAUCAUUAACUUCUGUCGAUGUUUUGAGUAAGGGAAGCUGGAACAACUAAAAGAACUAUAUGCUGGUCUGAAAUUUAUCCCAAAAUAUCCCAAAAGAUUUUGUUUCCCAAACAUCUAAAAGCAGACAUGGGAGGUUUCAUGGAAAGUUCCUCCUGCUAGUUUCAAUUGUAUGCAACAUUUAUAACAUAUUUUACUGUAUUUAGCUCAAAAACAUAAAGGUCUUAAGUUGUAAAAUGUCUGUAAAUGAAACGUUAUGUAUAAGUGUGUUUCAUCAGUGAGGAGGCCGUUAAGGCUUUAACUCAAACUUCAACUUUCACAAUCAUCAGUGAAUCCACAGUCAAGAGUUAUAACCUCAUGUGAACAUAAAUGAAAAUGUUAAAAUAUCAAUGGCAUAGCACCAUACAGCCAACGCAAGUUUCUGUAAUAAAUAUCUAUACAUUUUUGUGCUGUGUCACCUGUGUGUGAGUGUGUUUAAGUGAUUUACGUCCCAUGAGGCACCUCAGACACGCGAUUUACAUACGUACAUGUAAUGUUUAUUUUACCGCCUGUUGUCCUAUAGAACAUAUUUUGGCUCACGAAUGUACUUCAUGCUGAACUUUUCAUAAUGUGUCGGGUGAAAAUCUGCACACUGUGUCAACAGUGAUUCACUGUCGUCGUCAUUAGGCUGGUGACUUGAUGAUAUCUCUGAUGCUUCAGUCACCGAAAAGCUAAACUGAAACGAGGACAGUGUAACUGGAAUCUGAUCUUACUGACACACACAAAUAUUUUUUAUACAUCAAAAUGGAUUAAUCUGUGGACAUUUUAAUUAAAUACAUGAUUUGUCAAAACAGAUUGGUCUGGAGUCUUUAAGUUAUCAUAUACUGUAUGUGGUGGAUAAAAACCGGUUUAGGUGUAAGAACUUGACAACGUACACGAAUCAGUCAUAACAUUAAAACCAGUAACUGGUGUUAACGUUAUGACUGAUCGGUAUAUGUAGAGGUCGCCUUGGCUGUUUGGGUUUGUGUCUUAUGAGAAACGGUUCAUAAAAAUUAGGUUUGAAAGGAAACAUUAACAGGAAAUGAAGCUCAAAUUUUACCUUUCACAUUUACAAGAAUACAACAUAUUUAUAUUUUGACUGAAUCCAUUUAAUGUUACUUGGUGAACAGUGACUGAAAGUGAUGUUUUGAUUAGUUAAUAUUUAGACAAUAUUUUAUGAAUAAAUCAGCAGCUCACAUUCGUCAUUACAUUUGGUUCCAUUGCUGGGUUGACACACACACGCUAUCUUUGUAAAUGAUAUAUACACCAGAUCAUAUCUGGACAGAAAACAUUGCCUCAUUACACUGCUAUUACAAGCUAUUCUUAGUCUUAGAUGGAAAACGUUAAUUUGAUGUGUUUUCCACAUCACAGUUCAUUUCAUGUUAAUGUGGAAGCAUAUGAGACACAAAACGGUGCAUGGCCUGAGGAGUGUGAGGUUGUUCUGGCAACAAGAUGUUUUUGGAAAAACAAGGAGGACUGACAGUGUGCCAGCUCUGCGGGAAUCACAGGGUACCUUGCUUCUGUAAAACACUCUUCACUUCCAAUCAAAAAUCAAGUGGAGAGGAAAUCAGAAAAACUGUCUGAGAUGGAUCCCACAAAACAUGGGAACUGUUUUGGCAAGGGAGGAGCCAGUAGUACAGAGAAAUACAAAACUGCUUUAAUGUUUCAUUUCCUUAAAGUAAGGAUAUGAAGAUACAUUUCAUAGGGCUUUGUAAUUAUGAAGAACUGAAGCUCAAGCAAAGUCUAAAGCCAUCAUUUGAGCUAAAUGCAAACAUCAGCGUGCCA